This is a messenger RNA of Cuculus canorus (common cuckoo), 8534 nucleotides long. It is a transcript of the gene SACK1B, whose product is annotated as family with sequence similarity 83 member B. The record is from RefSeq and is a predicted model, not a curated record. The transcript is spliced from 5 exons. Bases 214 to 3306 code for a protein of 1030 amino acids. Gene Ontology annotation, cellular component: cytoplasm; membrane. NCBI's taxonomy places the organism in Eukaryota, Metazoa, Chordata, Aves, Cuculiformes, Cuculidae. Gene Ontology annotation, biological process: epidermal growth factor receptor signaling pathway.
UCGCUCCCGCGGGUUUGGUGCGACACCGUCUUGACAUGUUGGAACUGGUUUCCACACCCACGGGAAGUACCUGGCGAUGAACGCCGCGCCGCCUUGACUCGCCGCGAUCGCAGCAGCCGAGUCGAGCUGCCCCCGCCUCUCCCGGGAGCUCCGAUACAUAUAAUCAGCUCACAAAUGGAAGUUUAAGGGACUUUAUACAAAACAUAGGUGAAAAUGGAAACUUCAUCUUUGCUAUCGUCCUUACAUGAUGAAUGCAGAUCAGACAACUAUAUUGAACCUCAUUACAAGGAAUGGUACCGAGUAGCUAUUGAUGCUCUAAUUGAAGGAGGUUUAGAAGCCUACAAAGAGUUUCUUUCCCAAGAGAGAUGCUCAGAGUUCCUGGCAGAUGAGGAAAUCGAUUAUAUUUUGAACAAUGUUCACAAACUUCCCCAAAACACAGUUUAUUCCUCUAACCAUGCCAUUGAUGACACCUCUUCCUCGGGAACCUACUGGCCCAUUGAAUCAGAUGUGGAAGCUCCAAAUCUUGACUUAGGUUGGCCCUACCUGAUGCCUGGAAUUUCUGGUGGCACGAAUAUUGAUCUGCUUUUUCAUCCACCACGAGCACAGCCUUACACCAUAAAGGAAACUAUUCGGAAGAUGAUACGAGAUGCAAGGAAGGUCAUUGCCAUCGUUAUGGAUAUGUUUACAGAUGUGGAUAUCUUCAGAGAAAUUGUGGAGGCAUCUACUAGAGGGAUCGCAGUGUAUCUUCUGCUUGAUGAGUCAAACUUCGGUCACUUUCUGAAAAUGACGGAGAAGCAAGGCUGUCAAGUUCAGAGGCUCAGGAACAUGAGAGUGCGGACUGUAAAAGGACAAGAUUACUAUUCUAAAACAGGAGCAAAAUUCCAUGGAAAAAUGGAACAAAAAUUUCUUCUUGUUGACUGUAAGAAAGUCUUAUAUGGUUCUUACAGCUUUAUGUGGUCAUUCGAAAAAACAAACCUCAGUAUGGUUCAAGUUAUCACAGGACAGCUGGUUGAGUCCUUUGAUGAAGAGUUCAGGACACUCUAUGCCCGUUCUUCUGUUCCUACUUCAUUCGCCCCAGAAUUAGUGCGGGUAAACAGUCGUAGGACACUCUGGGAAAAUGAUACAUACCAACACUCGGUGUCUUCCUUGGCUUCAGUUUCUAGCCAAAGAAACCUUUUUGGUAGGCAAGAAAAUGUUCACAAGAUAGAUCCUGUUUGCUGGAAGACUCGUGGAAGGUACGCAGUAAAUGAAAUAGAUAAAUAUGGGUUGAGAAAUCAAGUCUAUAAUAAGCAACCAUUUCAUCCAAGUUUUCAUAUACAGAAUCCAGUCCAGCAGUAUCAACCUAGUGAAAAAAAUGAGCACUGGAAGAGACAUAGUUAUGCUGGGGAGAAGCCAGAAAGGACGCCUUAUCUACUGCUCAACAGAGCUAUUAAUAGAGCCAACAAUCUGUCAAAUGCUUGGAAAAUGUCAUCUGAUAGCCUUAGUAUUGUUUCUUCUUUACGAGGAGGAUAUGGAAAUAACUACAAUACACCCCAGCAAAGUUUUGCUGAUCAGUUUUCACGACCAAAGGUAAACCUUGCAGAAAGAAAUUCAAUUGUACGGAGGUCUUUUAAUGGGACAGAUAAUCAUAUCCGCCAUCUGCAGCAAAGGAUGCCGACCCUCGAACACACAACAAAAUCGUUCCUUCGUAACUGGCGAAUUAAGUCGUAUUUGAAUGAUCAAUCAGAUUAUCCAGUAGAAUCUAAUGGGUCAGCCAUGGGUGACAGGUAUGAUAGCUAUGACACAGCUGAAAAUAUUAAAGCUCAUGCGCUAUAUUCUCAUUCUCGCUUGCGAUCGUCGUUGGUGUUUCAGCCAACUUUACCUGAACAGCAGGAAGUAAGCAGCUGUGCAAGUUCUUCAAAUUCAACUAUAAUUGGGUCAGAGGGAAGUGCAACACCUAAAGGGACAUCUAAUCAUGCUCCAAGUGUGGAAAAUGGAACAGAUAAUAUUUUAGAUGAUGUUAGCACAAAUGUUGCACUUAAAUCGGACGCACCAAAAAACCACAGAAUUCAUAUUGCAGAAAACACGAAAUCUACUGUAAAUUCAAAUGCAGCUGGUGAGUCAUCUCCCUACUUGUACACAACACUGUGUGCAGACAAACAUGUAGAAAACUUGAAGAAUCUUCAAAAUGAAAAUAUGUUAAAAAGGAGAAGUUUUCCAAUGUUUAAUUCAAAGUCCAUAUUAGAUCCUGGUGCCAACAAACAUGCUUCCAGUUACGUUUACAGCACAUUGACUAGGCAUAAACUUAAGGAGCCAGUUAGUUCAAAAAUUCCAGAAGACACGCUGAAAAGCUGUAAAAGUUUGCACAGUGUGACCAACCACCUGACAGAGGAGGAAAAGAACCUCAAAGGAGAGCUAAAGAGCCCAACUGCUAGCAAGGCAAUCUCUAUGGCUGCUCUCAUGGAAGCUAGCAAAGAGGAGUCUUGUAAGGAUUGCACGUCAAAGAAAGAAAGUAAGAGUUCCCCAAGUUUUCUGAAGAAAGGAUCCCAGAAAUUGCGAUCACUUCUUAAUCUCACACCAGACAAGAAGGAAAACUUGUCAAAAAACAAAGGUCCUGCCUUUUACAGAAUGUGUAGUAGUUCUGACACAUUGGUUUCUGAAGAAGAGAUUCAAAAACCAAAGAUUUCUGAGAAUAAAACAGAUUCUUCCCCGAGGAGAAAGAGAAAUACAUCAUCAAAUUCUCAAGGUAGCCUGAACAAAAGUAAAGAAGAUGUCACUGGGAGCCCAUCAAAGUCUCCAAAGUCUCCGAAGUCACCAAAACCUCAAAAACCUCCAUCUGAUGAAGGCAAUAAAAAGUGUCCUCUCUUGUGCUCCCUUGAAAGUAAGUUCAUAGAAACUGCAGGAGAUGCCUCUACCCCAAGAUUUAAUACUGAACAGAUUCAAUAUCAAGAUGUAAAGGAAACCACCACAAAUGUGACUCCUGAAAGUCCUCCUGUUUCUGCUCUUCAAAGAGCAAGUUCAAUGACACCACAACUGGCAACCUCAAAACGCCAAGAGGAGCUAAGACCUCGUAUGAGUGAAAGGCGUGUUUAUAGUCGCUUUGAGCCAUUCUGCAAGAUAGAAAAUGCAAGCCAACCUGCAGGAAAUGCACCCAACAGCAGUUCACAUCUUUCAGAUAUCAAAUGCAAGACCUUAGGGAAUAAUUAUGGCAGGAGUAAUCACCUGGUCAGCUACAACUCAACUGCUUAUCAUCCAUUGCAGCCUAAUGAAAACAAGCUGAGAGGAUUUAUGCAAAAGUUUGGAAACUUCCUACACAAAAGCAAGUAAAACUUUUGUUGAUUAUGUUGAAAUACAGCAAGAGUAGCAAAGCUGGGCGUAAUCUUAACUGGACAAGACUGACAGGCAACUUUUGUAGAACUUACUUGGGUUUCUUCUUGGGUCUAGAACAUUGGUAUGAAUGUACAUAUUUUUACAUAAUUAUCCUGGAAUGGUUACACUUAAGUCUUUGCAGAAAUCCUGUGUCCAGAAGAUGUCUCAAGGGUUGUUUAUAAUGUUUAUAUUGUAAGAUUAAUUUUAUAUGUUUUCGUUGUGAAGAAAGUGCGAACAAGCAUAUUGUAAGAUUAAGUGUGUGGGGGAAAAAAGAUGGAGGAUAUUUUUAAACGUCAAAUAAUACUGUUUCCAAAGAUUUGCCCUUUAAAAAUAGAAUAGCACUAGGAAUAGUGGCUUACAUUUUUUUCAACAUUUAUGUACACUUUCAAAUGUUAAACAAAAUGUUAAUGCAUUGCAUAUCAGUUAUUGUUAAACUAAUUUUUGAAAACCUCUUUUAGACUUCAUCUUGUUAAUAAUAUACCCCAUAGCAUCUAUUGAACUGUUUUGGCAGCAGAUGGAUCUAUCUUACUUUAUUGAAUUUUCCAUGUAAUAUGAUAUUUUUCCUGAAGUGUUUGGCACGUGAUGUUAAAGUGACCUUAAUCACAGCUUUCACAGACUUGUUUACAUGGUUAAACUAGUGUGAACGUAGGAUGAGGCUUAAAAAAUAAUUUAUAAAAUAAGGUGCCUUGAAAAUAACUUAAACAUUUGUAUAACAUGCCAGUAUUUUGUAAUGUAUUCUAAAAAUGGCUUUUUGUUGCAUUUUUCUAUUUGGUGUUUCAAAAAAACUAUUGUCUGCGGACUUCAAUUUCUCAGGUAAGUUUUUGAGUUUCACAUGCGGCAGUGUGUUAUAAAUGUUGCCAGAUAAAUUUACAACUCUAGCUUUAAUAACCUAUUUUAUUUUUUAAAUAAGGUUGCAAGAGCUUAGACUAGGCAUAUGAGGGAGAUUGCACACUGAACCCUGUAAUGCUGCCUUAUGUCAGGACGAAUAUUGCAAGGUCAGGAGCAAUUAGGCAUCUGAAAAUGAGAUUCAUAAAGGUUACCACAUACAAAAGUAGAGCACCUUUCCUAAGCCAAAGAAAAUAUCAGUGAAGGGUAUAGUAGUAAGUGUUUAACUUUAAGAAUGUAUUUAGGCACCUAAUUGCAGUCUAAGAGACACAUUUUUGUUCAUCCGACUCUCUUGGUCUUAAAAAAUUGUCUGAUAUUAAGUGCCUUUGCCAGGUUAACCCCCACAAAAAAACAUAGACAGGGUGUUUUGGCAGUAGCGCGGCAUCCACUCCUCAUCUGCAAUGUGAAGCCAGAACAUCCAGCUGGCUCAUGCCUUCUUGGAUGUGGAGUUUGUCUUUUAGGAGAAUGCCAUAACCAUUUAGCUACAAAGUGCUCUGCAACAUUUUUUUCCAAAUUCAGAACUAUUAAUUGCUGAAAGCUUAUAAUCCUUUUAUACGGUCUUCAUGUUUUAGGAGCGUGUUUUUGGAGACCACUUUUAGUUCUGAAAGGUCCUACAGCAUUUUGUUGAGGGGUACCACUAGGAAGGUCUGGGCUUUAUUCUUUGGGAAGAAACACCAAAAUGGCAUUUCAUGUUCAUUUGUCUCUUCUGCCUGUGGUCCUGGGAAUACAUUUUAUAUGGAAAUCUACUUCUCACUGAGAAUCUGCUCUAGGUCCUCUGAACUCACCGUAGUUUUUGUCAGUGAUUUCAGUGAAGCAGUGACAGCUUUUUGUUCAAACAGUUUCUUGGGCACCCUUAUUAGGUCAAUGCAUCAUAGCAAUAGCUGUUUCACUGUGGGGAUGGUAUUUAUGAGUGAUAAAAUAUUGCAUCUCAAUCCUCUGCUUAAAGUUUAGGUCUCCCCUUUACCUGUGACUAUGGAAGACACUUACAAAUUUCUUGAUGAACACUGGCCACUUUGUUCAAUCCUUGCUGAAAUGCUACGGUUGAUAUUUUUCCCAAAUCAUGUAAUCAUAGACUCAUAGAAUCAUUUAGGUUGGAAAAGACCUUUAAGAUCAUGAAGGCCAUCUAUAAAACCAACACUGCCACGUUAUACCACUAAACCAUGUCCUAGAGCACCUCAUCUACAUGUCUUUUAAAUAGUUCCAGAGACGGUGACUCUACCACUUCCCUGGGCAGCCUGCUUCAAUUCUUGACAUCCCUUUCAGUAAAGAAAUUGUUCCUAAUAUGUAGUCUAAACCUCCCCUGAUGCACCUUAAGGACAUUUCCUCCUGUUCUAUCACUUGUUACUUGGGAGAAGAGACCAACACCCACCUCACUACGUCCUUCUUUCAGGUAGUUGUAGACAGUGAUAAGGUCUCCUCUCAGCCUUCUUUUCUCAAGACUAAACAACCCCAGUUCCCUCAACUGCUCCCCGUAAGACUUGUUCUCCAGACCUUUCACCAGCUUCCUUGCACGUUUUUUUCACAGCAACUUAAUGGCCUUCUUGUAGUGAGGGGCACUAAACACAGUAUUCCAGGUACAGCCUCACCAGCACAGAGUACAGGGACAGUCACUUCGCUGCUCCUGCUGGCCACACUGUUUCCGAUGCUGUUGGCAUUGGUUGCUAUUGCCGAAGCCAGGAUGCUGUUGGCCUUCUUGGCCAGCUGGGCACACUGCUGGCUCAUAUUCAGCUGGCUAUCGACCAGCACCUCCAGGGCAACUUUACAGCUACUAUCAGACAAUGACAGAAUGGUUUGUCUUGGAUAGGACCUUAAGAUGGCCUACUUCCAUCCCCCUGCCAUGGGCAGGGGCACCUUCUAGUAGAUCAGAUUGCUCAAAGCUUCAUCUCGCCUUGCUUUGAACACCUCCAGGGAUGGAGCUUCCACGACUUCUCUGGACGACCUGUUCCAUUGCCUCACCACCCUCACAGUAAAAAAAUACAUCUGAAUAUCUAAUCUAAAUCUCCUGUCUUUCAGCCUAAAACCAUUACGCCUCAUCUGAUUGCUAUACUCAUUUAUAAAGAGUUCCUCUCCAUCUUUCUUGUAGGCCCCGUUCAAGUAACAUCCAUCCCCCAGACUGUAACAUUGCACAGGUUUGUUGUGACCCAAGUGCAGGACCCAGCACUUGGCCUUGUUGAACCCAUAGAGUUGGCCUCAGCCCAUUGAUCCAGUCUGUUCAGAUCCCUCUGCUGAACCUUCCUACCCUCAGGCUAAUCAACACUCCUGCCCAAAUUGGUGUUGUCUGCAAACUCGCUGAAAGUGCAUUUGUUCCCCUUGUCCAGAUCAUUGAUAGACAGAACUGGCCCCAACACUGAGUCAUGGGCAACACCACUCAUGACCAGCCACCAAAGGGAUUUAGCGGCAUCUACCACAACUCUUUGGGCCCAGCCAGUUUUUUUAUCUAGCAAAAAGUACACCUGUCCAAACCAUGAGGAGUUUCUCCAGGAGAAUGUUGUGGGAAGCAGUGUCAAAGGAUUUACUGAAGUAUAGGCAGGCAACAUCCCCAGCUUUCCCUCGUCUACUAAGGAGGUCAUUUUGUCAUAGGAGGAGAUCAGGUUAGUCAAGCGGGACCUGCCUUUCCUAAACCCAUGCUGACUGGGCCUGAUUACCUGGUUAUCCUGUACGUGCUGUGUGAUGGUGUUCAAUCUGCUCCAUAACAUUCCUCAGCACCGAGGUGAGACUGAACAUUUAUACUGAAAUAUUCUGCCCUGACAGAGGUAGCAGUUUCAGACCCAAGGCAAGGAUUGUCUCCUUAGUGUUCCAGGUGUAUUUUCUAUAUGAGCGCAAUAUAAUUCCACAGCUAAGCACCCAGCAGCAAUGCAAUACUAUACUUUUUAUAAAUAUUUUUAGGAGGGCAGGCAGUUAUUCAGGAUGAUACUCGAAUUAGCAGUGCAGCAAAGGGACUUAAGAUGCAGGUGGUUCUUAAAACAGCAUGGGUAGUUUUUAGGAGUUUUCCUUAGUUUUCCCUUGUACUCUUGGGACCUCUGAUUUACACUUAGAGGCAACGCUGGUUUGGGGAAGGAAAUGAGAGAGGGAGAGUAGGGGUCUUGGGGCAAGUUUUGAAGUGACAGCACUUUCCGUUUUGUAGUAAACUUUGGGAACUUAUUUUGAUACAGUUUAGAAAGACUUCAUUUUUCAAAGUAGAUUGUUAAUUAGAGAGUCCUGAGAAGGCAGAUAUUUUAAUAUACUAAGUCAUAUUUGUCUGUAGGUAUAGAGUGCUAUUUUGUACUUACACAGAAGAUUAAGAGCCUUCAGUGAAGCACCUGCUCAUAGACUUAAUAAUGCAAAAAAUUAAUCACAAUAGAACUAGAUUUUUUUUUUCAUUUUCAGAUCUCUCCUCAGAGACCCUGCAUAGGAAUGUUGCUACAUUAAGGCCUGAUCCAAGGUUUAUUGAAAUGAAUGUAAAACACCACCAUGGACCUCGGUGGAAAUAGGAUUAGACACUUACUGUACCAACAGCACUAUUUUAGAAAUAUUACAAAACCAAAUGUUUUUUGGGGAGCACAGGGCUUUGGCACCACAGGAAGAGUAUCCUAGUGCCCUGCCUGCAGCUUUAGAGGUGGUGGAGCACACUGGGAAUCUUCACAGGUGGUGCAAGGGCCAAAUCAUAGAAUCACCAGGUUGGAAAGGACCCACCGGGUCAUCGAGUCUAACCAUAAUGUUGUUCUUCCCUUCAGAAUUGUGUGUUAAAAGUGGGAAAACAAUGCUUAUCCAGUUCUGUCUGAUUUGCCUCGGAUGUCUGUGGGAACCUAGCUGUUCCAUAAAAGAAAAAAAUAUGGAAAAAAAAUACCUACACUUUGCAUCAGCAGAGGAAAGGAAUAUGCAGAUUUUUAUGUUUUUGAACUUCCUUUUCCCAAAGCUUGCCUUGAUGUUUCUGCUUUUCCAAGAAGAUGCGUUUCAUUCAAUGUGUCCUAAAUGCCAUCUGCACAUUGCAAGUUUGUUACACCCCGCACACACCCCGUGCACUCCCAGUUUUGUAAGGCUGUGAAGUAAUAGCAGUUGCUGUGCUUGAUGGUCAUUUGGCCAAAUGGCUUGGCAGUUGUGAAACUCAUAAAAAGUGACGUGUCAUUUCCACAUGAAAUAAAACUCCAUUAGCACCGUAAUAGAUCUAGGAGGGCGGCUGGCCAAAAGCUGAUCAGAGAUUUACAAUGCUGAGCAUGGUCUUUGGGAGCAGUGUCAGCAGCGGAGGGCAGUGCAGCCAGGAGGUACAGGCUCCUCAUGUGGUACCCAUUCAAUUCAUGUUGCAAAUAAACCACCCCUACAUA